UAAUAAAAAAGCAGCUGUCAGUUUCAGUUUCGCAUCAAACAAUAAAUCAGGGCGUAACGAUUUUAUCCCAUUUUAUGAAUUAAAUAAUCAUAAUAGCAAGUUAAAUACUUGAAGAUGAAUACACUGGACAAACAAUUAGCGGAUCUUCGAAUAUAUGCAAACGAAUUAGAGGCAAAACUUCAGGAUGAUAUAAAUGCUGCAAUGAAAAAACCAUCAAUCCCACCUAAAAAGAAUAAGCCGCCCCUGCCUCAAAUACCACAAAGUUGCAUGGUAAAGUCUGCUUGCGAGCCGUCCUACUCCUCGAGACUCGAAUAUGGUAGCCGCACUAGUUCUACAUACUCGAACUUAGUUCCUGUAAAGAGUUGCAUCGUGAGGAACACCGCCCGAGUGCGAAGCGGUGAUGUGCUUCUUUAUAGCAACGUACUGCCCCCGGGAGGCACCAACCAUGUCUACUCCAACAUUAUGAUGCAACGAAAUGCUUACGGAGGUGAUAGUAUUUAUGGUGAUCGCGACACCAGGUCGGAAGUAUCUAGGAUAAGCGAUUUAGGUGUGCAGUCAAAUUACAGCGAGUUGCGACGGCCGGGCUCGGCAUAUCCUCCGUCGUCUGCGUCUGUCAAUGCGCAGGACUUCUCUACCUAUGGUGGCUCUCAGACCUCUUCUACUUAUGAGUCUCUGUAUGAGCCUAUUAAUCCCAGACCUUGCAGUCAGCUGUCGGGAACAUCCCUGUACGGUGGGUAUGUGGGCACCACAGUGGAGCCUACCCCCGAGCCGGAUGAGGCACUGUACUGCGGCAACUGCUACAAGUGUGGGGAGAAGAUCAUGGGGGAGACCACAGGCUGCACCGCCAUGGAGAGAAUCUAUCACAUCAAAUGUUUCUGCUGUCAACAGUGUGGAAUUAAUUUACAAGGCCGCCCCUUCUAUGCAGUGCAGAGUCGUGCACUGUGUGAACGGGACUACUUGGAUACCCUAGAGAAGUGCUGUGUCUGUGGUGAUCCUAUUCUGGAUCGUAUUCUGAGGGCUACGGGCAAGCCAUACCAUCCCAGGUGCUUUACUUGUGUCGUAUGCCAAAAGAGCCUUGAUGGGAUACCAUUCACAGUGGAUGCUGUCAACCGUAUACAUUGUAUUGAGGACUUCCACAAAAGAUACGCGCCUCGCUGCGCCCGGUGCCGCGAGCCAAUCGUCCCUGAGAGCGGCGCGGAGGAGACAGUUCGCAUUGUAGCGCUCGACAAGAGCUUCCACGUGGCCUGCUACGCUUGCGAGGACUGUGGCACCUCGCUGUGUUCCCGGCAAGAGGGUCGCGGCUGCUACCCACUUGAUGACCACCUAUACUGCAGGGAGUGUAACGCACGACGCAUUCAGGACCUCUCCAGAAAUAUUAACUAAAUUAAUUAACCAUUUCAUAGGGAUGCUAUCUAAAAGUAAUAAGGCUGUCUUUUAGAUGAACAAAUCAUAUUACACUCUCAAAGGAGUUUAAGCGAAUGCUCAGACACCUUAAUAAGAUGAUUCAUACUGAUGCACACGAUUAAUUAGACGGGACACCUCGCUCAUUGUUUUCGCUAAGUUACUUUAAGUCAGUAGUUUAAGCCCACCCAUUUUUUAUUUGUACAUAUUGUUAUCGGCGAUAUACUUAAAUAUGUACGAAAUAUAGUGUAAGCAAACCAUGAGAUUUUGAAAGUAUUUUAUGCUAACGAUUAACGAUAAUGAUGUAACUAACAUUCCAUAUUGCAUUUAUAAUUAUAGAAGGCUGUGUAGCUCUGACCAUACAUGAUUUAUUAUUAUAAUUCAGUAUUAUUUUAGCGAUUUUGUGAUUAUAACAUAAGUUAUUGGGUAAUGAAUAUUGAACAGUUGUUGGUACAAUUGUUUUGUACCAUAGUUUUAUUAGAUGGCUUGUUCAGAUUUGCGCACUGAGUAAAUACACAUUAGCAUUAUAAUGUAUGUAUAAUAAAGCACAUUCCGGAUUGUUGGUGCGCCAGUGUGAGCAAGGCUGCGUAAAUAGUGCCAUGUUUAUUAUGUAAAGUAUUACUGUUAGGUUGUGUCUUUGUUGUCCGUUCGGUUAUUUAGCGAAUAAGUCAUUAUACUGGGUGUCCCAUAAGUCCUUUGAAAUCUAAAGGAGAUUGCCACGGGGCAGGUCCCUUUUGUGGUAUCGUGUGCCUGAAUGGAAUAAUAACCUAAAAAUAUUGUUUAUUUUUUUGUUUCCAAAUUAUUUUUUAUACAAUUUCUUUCACCCUGGGAAUAAAGUUAAAAUUAAUUAAUAGUUAAACAUUACGUCGACAUCCGUUUGAUUGGUAAACAAAAAAAAGUUGCCAGAUAUCAAAUAACUAUUGAAAAUUACGUAUUUUAAUCAAUAGAGUAAUCGAUAUCAAAACAAAACAGUUAUUAAAAAUAAAAAAAUACAAUUAUUUUUAAUUAUUAUUCUAACUAUAUUCAUGAUAAGUCUAUAUUGUUGAACAGAUAAGAUAAGAUAGAUAAGAUAAGAGCGAUUUUAAAUUAAAAUAAAAGCCUUACGUAAUUUAAAAACUUAAAUCGAUUUAUUAAUGAUUAAAUAUAAUUGCUCUGGCAACAUUUACUUGCGCAUGUCACAUCACUUUGACGUUCGUUCGUUGUGUGUUCGUGAUUGCUUUGUAUAAUACGUUGAGUUUUGAAUUCCGUAUUUACUUAGUUAUUAUUUACGAUACGUGCCUUUCUGCUACCACCGAGUUGAGCUAAUAAGUUCCUCGCGUACUUACUUUAUGUUUUGUGAGAUAAUUGACUCCUCUUUGUGAGAUAUUGACUCUAAGUGCUUGACUCUUGUUUGUGCUGUUCUUUGUGAGAUAAAGUGCUAUUCUUGGAGAACAA
This is a messenger RNA of Helicoverpa armigera (cotton bollworm), 2835 nucleotides long. Its product is annotated as lipoma-preferred partner homolog. Bases 115 to 1383 code for a protein of 422 amino acids. NCBI's taxonomy places the organism in Eukaryota, Metazoa, Arthropoda, Insecta, Lepidoptera, Noctuidae. The record is from RefSeq and is a predicted model, not a curated record. The transcript has 3 exons.